Indicator indicator is the source of this 2609-nucleotide messenger RNA. It is a transcript of the gene FUT8, whose product is annotated as fucosyltransferase 8. The record is from RefSeq and is a predicted model, not a curated record. Bases 262 to 1992 code for a protein of 576 amino acids. Gene Ontology annotation, cellular component: Golgi cisterna membrane. The transcript has 10 exons. Lineage: Eukaryota; Metazoa; Chordata; Aves; Piciformes; Indicatoridae. Gene Ontology annotation, biological process: protein N-linked glycosylation. Gene Ontology annotation, molecular function: protein binding; glycoprotein 6-alpha-L-fucosyltransferase activity.
UGUCCAAAAGCAUUGAUUUGAACAGUAAUUAUUGUGGAAUGUAAAUGAAGAAUGAUGCAAUAUUAAUGCUUUCUAUGUACAGCUCCACAAGGAUCUUCUGGAAGGAGUUGCAGUAAGAUAAAACACAAAAAAUUGCUUUUCUCCGGUACUAUGUGGUGAAGCAGAGGAGCUGAAAUUGUCCACUUUUGUACAGGCCAAGGACUUAAAAUGUUUGUUAUUUUGUGAGCAAAAGCAGUUCUGGAGUGAAUUGAACUUCUGAAAAUGCGGCCAUGGACUGGUUCCUGGCGUUGGAUUAUGCUCAUCCUGUUUGCUUGGGGAACUUUGCUCUUUUAUAUUGGUGGACACCUGGUACGAGACAGUGAGCACCCAGAUCACUCUAGUCGUGAAUUAUCCAAGAUACUUGCUAAACUUGAACGGUUAAAGCAGCAAAAUGAAGACUUAAGACGGAUGGCAGAGUCUCUCAGGAUACCAGAUGGUCCCAUUGAUCAGGGGCCAGCUGCAGGAAAGGUGCAUGCUUUAGAGGAGCAACUCUUAAAGGCCAAAGAACAGAUAGAAAACUAUAAGAAGCGGACAGGAGAUGGAGGCCUUGGAAAAGACCAUGAAAUAUUGAGGAGGAGGAUUGAAAAUGGGGCUAAGGAACUUUGGUUUUUCCUCCAGAGUGAACUGAAGAAGUUGAAAAAUCUAGAAGGAAGUGAACUGCAAAGACGCAUUGAUGAAUUUCUGUCUGAUCUGGGUCAUCAGGAAAGGUCGAUAAUGACCGACUUGUACUACCUCAGUCAAACAGAUGGAGCAGGAGAUUGGCGAGAAAAAGAGGCCAAAGAUCUAACAGAUUUGGUACAGAGGAGAAUAACUUACCUGCAGAACCCAAAGGACUGCAGUAAAGCCAAGAAACUAGUCUGUAAUAUCAACAAAGGCUGUGGCUAUGGCUGCCAGCUUCAUCAUGUAGUCUACUGCUUCAUGAUUGCCUACGGCACACAGCGGACGCUCAUCCUGGAGUCUCAGAACUGGCGGUACGCCACCGGUGGCUGGGAGACCGUAUUCAGGCCUGUCAGCGAGACAUGUACUGACAGGUCAGGUACCACCACUGGGCACUGGUCAGGUGAGGCUAAUGAUAAGGAUGUUCAGGUGGUGGAACUUCCCAUUGUUGACAGCUUACACCCACGGCCACCUUAUUUACCACUGGCUGUCCCUGAAGACCUGGCCGAUAGGCUAAUUCGUGUGCAUGGGGAUCCUGCAGUGUGGUGGGUGUCACAGUUUGUGAAAUACUUGAUCCGUCCACAGCCUUGGUUAGAAAAAGAAAUAGAGGAAGCCACAAGGAAACUUGGUUUCAAACAUCCAGUGAUCGGAGUUCACGUUCGAAGGACAGACAAAGUAGGAACAGAGGCAGCAUUUCAUCCCAUUGAAGAGUACAUGGUACACGUUGAGGAGCGCUUUGAACUUCUUGCUCGCAGAAUGCAAGUUGAUAAAAAAAGAGUGUAUUUGGCCACAGAUGACCCUUCUUUGUUGCAAGAAGCGAAAUCCAAGUAUCCCAAUUAUGAAUUUAUCAGUGAUAACUCCAUAUCCUGGUCAGCAGGGCUUCAUAACCGAUACACUGAGAACUCCCUGCGAGGUGUUAUUCUGGACAUCCACUUCUUGUCUCAGGCAGACUUUCUGGUCUGUACGUUCUCCUCCCAGGUUUGUCGAGUUGCCUAUGAGAUUAUGCAGACUUUGCAUCCAGAUGCUUCAGCGUAUUUCCAUUCUUUGGAUGAUAUCUACUACUUUGGGGGACAGAAUGCCCACAACCAGAUUGCUAUUUAUGCUCAUCAUCCACGAACUGCUGAGGAAAUUCCUAUGGAACCUGGAGAUGUAAUUGGAGUGGCUGGAAACCACUGGGAUGGUUAUUCAAAAGGCAUCAACAGGAAAUUAGGAAGAACAGGCCUGUACCCGUCCUAUAAGGUUAAGGAGAAAAUUGAGACAGUCAAGUAUCCUACAUACCCUGAGGCUGACAAGUAGAGCAAAGGCAAGACAUUGGGCAGUAAUUGUCAGUUCUGAUUGGUGUCAGCCAGUCAGCUAACUAACUUAACGGUUUAUAUGGGAUUUGAUCUGCAUUUUUACAUGCAGCUAGAAUCAAAGCCUAUAGUGAUGAAACUGGAUAAGAAACUGAGAACAACGGAUGGGCUAUUCUCUGAACUUACCCAUUUUUUUGUUAUAUGCACUCUCACACAUGCACACAUGAACCCACGCACUAGGAAAAUGGUUGUUUUAUACUUUUCGUCUCUCUUCAGAAUUUGUCCCACUCAUUAGUCUGACCCGAGCUUGGGCUCUUUCCUCUGCCAUUAAUUGACAAUAAUGUUCAGACUUAACAGCACUGCCACAUUGUGUAAUUGAGUGACAUGAACAUAUUUUGUAUGUGCAAAAUUUAAAACAUGGUGCCUAUAUUUGGAAAAUUUGUGACCUUUUUAGAAGAGCCAUGCCUCUCUCACAGUGGGCAAGAAUCAGUCUUUAACUGGUGUUCCGUGACCACUGAACUUGGCUUCAGACAACAGGUUCAGAUCACAGACUAGAUUCCUUUACAAGUUUAUUUUUAGCAUUCCAUUGAUUACUUCUUAUCAUUAAUGAAAUAAAGGAUA